UGCUGAGUUCCUCUCUUGCCUCUUCGUAAUAAUCCCACGCUACGCUACACUCAUCGAAGCAACCACAAGUGGUAGAUGGUGGCCCCUGUGGAUUUUUCUCCGCAACGGCAACAGAGGCCGGAGGCCACCCGUGCUGCCGCGUCCAAGACCUCGAUUGCGCUUGGGGUGAUCAACCUUUCCACCGCCUCCACGGCCAUCACCUUGGCCGUGUGCGAGCCACCGUCGGGGUUCAACGAGAACACCUACUUCCUCACCCUCUCGGGCGUCUUCUUCGCCGGAGUGGCAGGGGUUAUGGCCGCCAUUUGGGUGGCCAACGAUCCCCGUGGCCGACAUGCCACGGCGGUGCGGAACCACAACUGGCAGAUGGUGGCCCCCGUGGUUUUUGCUCCGCAACGACAACAGGCAUCGGAGACCGCUCGCGCUGCCGCAUCCAAGGCCUCGACUGCUCUCGGGGUGCUCGGCCUUUCCACCGCCUCCAUGGUCAUCACCUUGGCCGUGUGCGAGCCACCGCCGGGGUUCAACGAGAACACAUACUUUCUCACCCUCUCGGGCGUCUUCUUCGCCGGAGUGGCAGGGGUCAUGGCCGCCGUCUGGGCGGCCAACAACACCCAUGGUCGCCAUGCCAUGUGGGGGAAGCUCGUCUACGCCUCCAUCGUGCCGCUCGCCGUCGGCCUCUCGGUGGCUUCGGUGCUCUGAUAGGUUUGCAGCUCCAUGACCGUGUCACCUCCGCCCGCCGGGACAGUAGCUCGGUGU
Messenger RNA from Phragmites australis (common reed), 753 nucleotides. RefSeq lists its product as uncharacterized. NCBI's taxonomy places the organism in Eukaryota, Viridiplantae, Streptophyta, Magnoliopsida, Poales, Poaceae. The coding region runs from base 76 to 696 and encodes 206 amino acids. The transcript has a single exon. The record is from RefSeq and is a predicted model, not a curated record.